UACUUUUUGGUCCAAUGCGGAUGAUUGGUGUCUAUCGAAUACAUCUUACAAAUGGAUAUUUUCUUACUGCGUUUAUCAUUUCCCACCAAAGCCAUCCUUCCCACUAUUAUCGCACCGACCACAACGCUCGCUGUCUAAUGAGCGGAGUCGCCUGUAAGGGUUCGGAGCAUCAUCUGGCUUACUGUCCCUUUGACGGAUUCUCGUCCGUUAGUUGUCCUAGCGGCCAUAUAGUCGGAGUGCAAUGUAACCAAGCGACUCCAUCGCCUCCUUCUGUACCUACCACUGCCGCAGCAACUACCACACACCCGACAACAUCUACCACACAACUGCCUACACCGUCCCCGAAAGAAUCAUUGAAGGUUCGUCUCGUUGAUGGUCCGAAUGCUCGGGAAGGACGGGUGGAAGUCCUCCAUAACGGAACUUGGGGCACGGUGUGUGACGAUAGCUGGGACGAUGAUGACGCCAAAGUUGUCUGCCGCAUGCUAGGCUAUGUCACAGCUGUCGCUGUACACACGUCCAAGGCCAGGUACGGGAGUGGUGUUGGUCCUAUCUGGUUAGACGAGACACAAUGUAGCGGUCAAGAGACCAACAUUGGUCAGUGUUUAAUGGAACCAUUUGGACGAGGGGAUUGUGACCACACAGAGGACGCCGGUGUCAUAUGUCAAGCAGAUUCUUUGAAGGUUCGUCUCGUUGAUGGUCCGAGUCCCCUGGAAGGUCGAGUGGAAGUCCUCCACAAUGGAACUUGGGGCACGGUGUGUGACGAUAGCUGGGACGAUGAUGACGCUAAAGUUGUCUGCCGCAUGCUUGGACACAGCAGUGUUGUCGCUGUACAUACGUCCAAGGCCAGAUACGGGAGUGGUGUUGGUCCUAUCUGGUUAGACGAGACACAAUGUAGCGGUCAAGAGACCAACCUUGGUCAGUGCUCAAUGGAACCCUUUGGACGCGGGGACUGUGACCACACAGAGGACGCCGGUGUCAUAUGUCGGCAGGCGUCGACUACGUCAUCACAGUCAACAACACAGGGAUCAUGGAUAGUCUUUGGUAUGUAUUUUAUAAUUGUUUUUCAUGUGACCUAAAUAUUCCUCUCAUUAUUCAACUUAUAUUUAUCAUUAAGUGAUGAUGAAUUUAUUUAAAUUUAUCAAACGAAUUAAAACCAAUAGAAUCUGUAAGAUGUCUUUUAAA
Pecten maximus is the source of this 1182-nucleotide messenger RNA. RefSeq names its product deleted in malignant brain tumors 1 protein-like. The record is from RefSeq and is a predicted model, not a curated record. Lineage: Eukaryota; Metazoa; Mollusca; Bivalvia; Pectinida; Pectinidae. The coding region runs from base 15 to 1076 and encodes 353 amino acids. Gene Ontology annotation, cellular component: membrane. The transcript is spliced from 8 exons.